AUGACAAGUACUAACACCUCCUACCAACAGGUAAUAGUAAUAGGCACAGGCCCGACAGGCCUCUUGCUCUCCCUCCUUCUCGCGCGGCACUCCAUCCCCGUCCUCGUCCUCGACAAAUCCACCUCCCUCGACACCCAGCCCCGCGCAACACACUACGCCGCCCCCGCCAACCGCGUCCUCUCCCGCGCCAACCUCCUCUCCCGCGUCAGGCAGCACGGCAUCGAAGUAGGCGGCGCCCGCUGGCGCAAACCAGACGGCACUGUCCUCGCCAAGAUCGAAAACAGCAGGCUCGGCGUGGAGAACCCGGAUCGGAUCUCGUGUCUGCCCUUGAAUUCGCUGUGUAAGAUGGCGCUGGAGGACUUGGAAAAGGAGCCUGCGGCGGAGGUGAGGUGGGGGUAUGAGGUUGAGGGGAUUCGGGAGGAGGAGGGGAGGGCGGUCGUGAGGGUGAAGACGGAGGAGGGGGUUGAGGAGUUGGGAGCUGAUUAUGUUGUGGGGUGUGAUGGUGCGAAUAGUAUCAUCCGGAGACAGCUGUUUGGGGAUGAGUUUCCUGGGUAUACGUGGGACUUGCAAAUCAUCGCAACGAAUGUCUACUACGACUUUGAAAAACACGGCUGGAAAGACUCCAACUUUGUCAUCCACCCAACAGACUACUUCAUGGCCGCCAAAAUCCAAGACGACGGCCUCUGGCGCGUCAGCUACGGCGAGGUCCCCGGCCUCAGUCACGACGAGUACCGCGCCCGCCAGCCCGCGAAAUACGAAACCAUGUUACCCGGGAACCCAAAGGCGGACAACUACCAGAUCGUCAACUUUAGUCCCUACAAGGUGCACCAGCAGCUCGCGCCGCGGAUGCGCGUGGGGAGGUUCAUCUUGGCUGGGGAUGCUGCGCACUUGUGUAACCCGUUCGGCGGUAUGGGCCUCACGGGUGGCAUCGUCGAUGUAGGCGACCUCUUCGACUGCCUCACAGGCAUCCACGACGGCCAAGCCGACGACGACAUACUCGACAAGUACGACCACUACCGACGAGAAAAGUUCAACCAGUUCACGAACCCGGUCUCCGAGGCGAACCUCAAGAGGAUGACUUCGGACCCGGACGAGGUUGAGACCAAUGACCCGGGGAUCGUCGCCAUGCGGGGGGCGGACAAGACUGAUGAGGCUGCCGUCGCGUUCCAGCUGGGUAUACUGGGGCUUGCUCAUGAUAUGACGCAGUAUUAUAAGAAAUAG
This is a messenger RNA of Colletotrichum acutatum, 1221 nucleotides long. RefSeq lists its product as uncharacterized. The record is from RefSeq and is a predicted model, not a curated record. The transcript has 5 exons. Gene Ontology annotation, biological process: 3-(3-hydroxy)phenylpropionate catabolic process. Gene Ontology annotation, molecular function: 3-(3-hydroxyphenyl)propionate hydroxylase activity; FAD binding. Lineage: Eukaryota; Fungi; Ascomycota; Sordariomycetes; Glomerellales; Glomerellaceae. The coding region runs from base 1 to 1221 and encodes 406 amino acids.